Molecule: messenger RNA, 675 nt
Organism: Diaporthe citri
Lineage: Eukaryota; Fungi; Ascomycota; Sordariomycetes; Diaporthales; Diaporthaceae
Exons: 4
Coding region: 1-675 (224 amino acids)
Biological process (GO): ribosomal large subunit biogenesis
Cellular component (GO): nucleolus
Source: RefSeq, a predicted model, not a curated record
AUGCGUAUCGAAACCUGUUAUUUCUGCAGCCGGCCGGCGUACCCUUCCAAGGGUAUCACCUUUGUCAGGAACGAUGCCAAAGUCUUCCGAUUCUGCCGGUCGAAAUGCCACAAGAAUUUCAAGAUGAAGCGUAACCCCCGCAAGCUGAAGUGGACCAAGGCCUUCCGCAAGGCCGCCGGCAAGGAGAUGACGGUCGACUCGACGCUGGUGUUCGGCGCGCGGCGCAACGUCCCCGUCAAGUACGACCGCGACUUGGUGCAGAAGACGCUUAAGGCGAUGGACCGCAUCGGCGAGAUCCGCAGGCGGCGCGAGCGCGUCUUCUACAAGCAGCGCAUGGCCGGGAGGAGGGCGCAGCAGCUGCGCGAGGCGCGCAAGCUGGUGGCGUCGCACGAGCACCUGCUGCCCGUCAUGCGCGCGAGCGAACGCAAGCGGCUCGAGGAGGAGGGCGUCGUCGUCGACGAGGCCCAGGUCACGGCGCAGCACAAGAAGAAGCGCGCGGCCAAGGCGUUCGGCGGGGAGGUCAGGCGGAGGAGGGUCACGGUCGAUGGCGAUGUCGUGGAGGACGAGGAGACGGAGCGGGUGCUCGUCGACGAGGACGCCGGGGACGACGACGGGUUCAGCGAGGACGACGGCGAGGACGAUGGCGACGAGGACGACGAUAUGGAUAUGGACUGA